Habropoda laboriosa is the source of this 1208-nucleotide messenger RNA. Its product is annotated as protein phosphatase PTC7 homolog. The transcript has 5 exons. The record is from RefSeq and is a predicted model, not a curated record. The coding region runs from base 297 to 1208 and encodes 303 amino acids. NCBI's taxonomy places the organism in Eukaryota, Metazoa, Arthropoda, Insecta, Hymenoptera, Apidae.
UAGUACUAGUAGGUACUUACUUUCUCGAGUUACAUCGUAGCAGGAGAUAAUUUCAGUUGGAAUCGCGGUCACCGAUCUUCGUUUCGUUGAACGUAGAUCGGAAUUCGAGAAGAGUGUAGUCGAUGCUAAGUGUAACAAGAGGAACAACCGACAGGAUCAAUCGACGUUACAUGCACCUCCAUAGGAAACAACAAAACAUGCCUCCGAACGGGCUGUGAAUUGACUGCACGAUUCAUGCAGAUUCGUCGUUUAGCUAUUAAAGAUGUGCGUCAUGAAAAUUUGAGCCUCACCGUACGAUGCAGUCCAUUUAUUGGACCGGGAGGCUGCUGUCUCGGGCGAUAUGGAACGGCAUAUCAAAUUAUUCAGCAUGCACCGACCCGAACGUGAAUAAACGUCGCGAAGCGUCAUUCAUUUCUGCUGUAUGUGGUUUUCCCAAAGAUUUUUCACGGGGACGUAUGAGUAAAGGACAGUUCGGUGAUGACGCUUGGUUCAGUGCCAAACUCAAGGCUGUUGAAGUUGUAGGUGUAGCUGAUGGUGUAGGUGGAUGGAGACAUUAUGGAAUCGAUCCAGGAGAGUUUUCUAGUUUUCUAAUGAGAACUUGUGAAAGACUGGUCUCUUUGGGCAGGUUCAAACCUUCUGAACCAGCUGGUUUAUUAGCACAUAGUUACUAUGAAUUAUUAGAAAAUAAACAACCCAUAUUAGGUAGCAGUACUGCAUGUGUUAUAGUUCUUAAUAAAGAGACAAGCAGCAUUUAUACAGCUAAUAUUGGUGAUAGUGGUUUUGUAGUUGUAAGAAAAGGAGAAGUAGUACAUCGUUCUUCCGAACAACAACACUACUUCAAUACUCCAUUUCAGUUGUCUCUUCCACCUCCAGGACAUUCUGGGCUGGUGCUUAGUGACAGUCCAGAAUCUGCAGAUACUUCGAGUUUUGGAGUUGAAGAUGGAGAUGUAAUUCUUCUAGCAACAGAUGGGGUAUUUGAUAAUGUGCCUGACCAAUUACUUAUUACUGAAAUGCGUAAAAUUCAGGGAGAAAGAGAUCCCACUAAAAUACAAGGAGUUGCCAACUCAAUAGCCUGGAUGGCACGUAGUUUAGCUUUUGACGGCGCAUUUAUGUCUCCAUUCGCCCAAAGUGCUAGAGAGAAUGGAAUUGACACUAUAGGUGGUAAACCAGAUGACAUUACAGUGCUUUUAGCAACGGUGGCAAUAUAA